AUGGGUUCUCGACGGCGAUUCGCUAUUCCAACUGAUCCUGAAAGACCUCCAAUUCUGGGUGGUAUGCGUCAACGAACCGUCUUCACACGGUCGCAAAAGUAUGCCCGGAAGAGGGAAAAUGGAAAAACUGCCGGAGAGGAGAGGAGGGCGGAAGGAGCCGUCGUGGUGAAAGCGAGCGGAAGACGGAGGAUGAGAAGGAUAGGAAAGACAGGCGGACGGGAGGGAUAA
Messenger RNA from Aspergillus niger, 228 nucleotides. RefSeq lists its product as hypothetical. The transcript has 3 exons. Lineage: Eukaryota; Fungi; Ascomycota; Eurotiomycetes; Eurotiales; Aspergillaceae. The record is from RefSeq and is a predicted model, not a curated record. Bases 1 to 228 code for a protein of 75 amino acids.